AUGCCUGCCCUCGUCGACGAAGACACCGCCCCUGGGCGCCUCUUGCUCCUUUCCAACCGACUCCCCAUCACUAUCAAGCGCUCCGAUGAUGGCAGUUAUUCCUUUUCCAUGUCUUCUGGUGGUCUCGUUACCGGCCUCAGCGGUUUGUCAAAAACCACAAGCUUCCAAUGGUACGGCUGGCCAGGCCUCGAGGUUCCUGAGAGUGAGAUUGCCGGCAUGAAGCAGCGUCUCAAGGACGAGUAUAACGCCCAUCCCGUCUUCAUUGAUGAUGAGCUCGCCGACAAGCAUUACAAUGGCUUCUCCAACUCCAUUCUCUGGCCCCUCUUCCACUACCACCCCGGUGAGAUUACAUUCGAUGAGAGCGCAUGGAGCGCCUAUCGCGAAGUCAACCGCCUGUUUGCCAAGGCAGUUGUACAGGACGUACAGGAUGGAGACCUUAUCUGGGUUCACGACUACCAUCUCAUGCUGCUUCCCGAGAUGCUGCGCGAAGAGAUUGGUGACUCCAAGAAGAAUGUCAAGAUCGGCUUUUUCCUACACACGCCCUUCCCUUCUUCAGAAAUCUACCGUAUUCUUCCCGUCCGUGAAGCACUCUUGACUGGCGUUCUCGACUGCGAUCUCAUCGGUUUCCACACCUACGACUAUGCUCGCCACUUUCUGAGCAGUUGCUCUCGUAUUCUUGGAACUCCCACAACUCCCAAUGGCGUUGAUUACAAUGGCAGAUUCGUCACUGUGGGCGCAUUUCCCAUUGGUAUCGACCCCGAGAAGUUCGUUGAGGGUCUCAAGAAACCGAAGGUGCAGGAGCGUAUUGAAGCGCUCAAGCGCAAGUUCAACGGCGUCAAGCUCAUUGUUGGUGUUGACCGUCUUGAUUACAUCAAGGGCGUACCGCAGAAGCUCCAUGCUCUGGAGGUUUUCCUGACAGAGCAUCCUGAAUGGAUUGGUAAGAUCGUCCUCGUCCAAGUUGCCGUUCCGUCGCGCCAGGACGUUGAGGAGUACCAAAACCUCCGUGCUGUUGUCAACGAGCUCGUCGGUCGUAUUAACGGAAAGUUUGGCACCAUCGAAUUUAUGCCCAUCCAUUUCCUCCAUCAGAGUGUCUCUUUCGACGAACUGACCGCUCUGUACGCCGUCUCGGACGUCUGCCUUGUUUCUUCAACGCGUGACGGCAUGAACCUGGUCUCAUACGAGUACAUCGCAACUCAGCGCGAGCGUCACGGUGUCAUGAUUCUGUCCGAGUUCACUGGUGCCGCCCAGUCCCUCAAUGGCUCCCUCAUUGUCAACCCCUGGAACACAGAGGAGCUCGCAAACGCCAUCCACGACGCCGUUACCAUGUCACCCGAGCAGCGCGAGACCAACUACCGCAAGCUUGAGCGUUAUGUCUUCAAGUACACGUCCGCCUGGUGGGGCCAGUCCUUCGUCGCUGAGAUGACCCGCCUCUCCCACGAGACGAUGCAGUCAAAGACGUUGAGAAACAUCAGUGGCAAUGUUGUGGGUCAGGUGAGCAAGGCUCUUCAAGGAGCCGUUGAAGGCGCCCAAAACCUGGCGGGCAAGGGCAAUACCUCUGAGGAGGCGAAGCAGGAGAAGCAAGAAGCGUAA
Molecule: messenger RNA, 1590 nt
Organism: Colletotrichum truncatum
Lineage: Eukaryota; Fungi; Ascomycota; Sordariomycetes; Glomerellales; Glomerellaceae
Product: trehalose-phosphate synthase
Biological process (GO): trehalose biosynthetic process; cellular response to heat
Cellular component (GO): alpha,alpha-trehalose-phosphate synthase complex (UDP-forming); cytosol
Molecular function (GO): alpha,alpha-trehalose-phosphate synthase (UDP-forming) activity; trehalose-phosphatase activity
Source: RefSeq, a predicted model, not a curated record